GCGGGGACUCGGGAGGGGCCGGAGCGCGACUGGUGGUGCCUUUGCUGGAGUAGAGGGGGGAAGCGGCGCGUCCCCAGAGGCGUGCGCCCAGACCGACGGACGGACGCAAGGACGCGAGGAGGGAGAGGGCUGGGGGCGAGAAAUCUGCUGGCAUUGUGGGACCUCUUCAGGGCUGCCGAGCGCCAACUUGCUUCGUGUGUCCUGGGCAGGUGUGGGGCAGGUGGCAGUUCCAUGACCUACCACCAUGGAUGGAGGCAGACUUUUUGAUGAAGAAACUCAAACAGUCGAUGCCAGCUAGCUUGAUUUGACUGUCAUACGUUUUCACAAAACCUGCCCUGUUCCCUUUGGAGAAUCUGAGUGAGGAAGAUUACAGACACCUUCACUGGGAAGCCAAGGACAUUUCUGUAUAAUCAGGGGAUGAAAGGAUUUUCUCAGACUUUUUUCCCUUUUCCUUGAGGAUUAAUCUUUCACGUAUCUACAGUUCCAGCGAAAACGCAAGGCACACCAUGUGGCAGAAGCCUGGAGCGCCUUCAGAAUUGGUGUGGACCCUCCAUUUACCAUAGAGGAGUUAGACACAUGCUGCCCCCAGCCCCCUCCUGCUGGUCUCUUUAACCUGUCCUGCUUUUCUGAGUUCAAUUCUGUUUCCAAAACCUUCCUCUGGAGCUAUAAGUGGAUUGCCAGAAAUGAGAGAUUAAGUGCUGGGAGAAGAGGAAGCAUCCUGUGUUGUGUCUCCUCUCGGCUGCUGACAUGAAGUGCUUUUUCCUAGUGCUGAGCUGUCUGGUGGUGCUGAGUGUAGUAUCAGCACAACGGCAGGUUACCGUCCAGGAAGGACCCUUGUACCGCACGGAGGGCUCCCACAUCACCAUCUGGUGCAACGUGAGUGGCUACCAGGGACCUUCCGAGCAGAAUUUUCAGUGGUGCAUUUACCUGCCCUCUGCCCCGGAGCGUGAGGUACAGAUCAUCAGCACCAUGGACUCUUCGUUCCCAUAUGCCAUCUACACCCAGCGUGUCCGCAGUGGAAAGAUCUACGUGGAGAGAGUCCAGGAAGGCUCAGCCUUACUGCACAUCACAGAUCUCCAGGCCCGGGAUGUUGGAGAGUAUGAAUGCCACACGCCCAACACGGAUGAGCGAUACUUUGGGAGUUACAGUGCCAAGAUGAACCUAGUGGUGAUUCCCGACACUCUGCAGACCACCGCCAUACCUCAGACUUUGCACAAAGUGGAGCGGGACCCUCUGGAGCUGAGUUGUGAGGUGGCCACCGAGACGCUCCAGCACAGCCACCUGUCUGUGGCCUGGCUCCGGCAGAGAGGCAGCGAGAAGCCCGUGGAGGUCAUUUCCCUGAGCCGAGACUUUGUGCUGCAGUCCAGCAGUGAAUAUGCCCAGAGGCAAAGCCUCGGGGAGGUGCGGCUGGACAAGCUGGGGAGGACCAUGUUCCGCCUCACCGUCUUCCACCUGCAGCCCUCUGACCAGGGCGAGUUCUACUGUGAGGCUACUGAGUGGAUCCAGGAUCCGGAUGGGUCGUGGUAUGCCAUGACCCGAAAGCGUUCCGAGGGAACCGUGGUCAACGUCCAGCCCACUGACAAAGAGUUUGCCGUGAGGCUGGAAACGGAGAAGCGCCUGUACACGGUGGGGGAGACAGUGGAGUUCAGGUGCAUCCUGGAGGCUCAGAGCAUUCCUGACCGUUACUUUGCCGUUUCCUGGGCCUUCAACAGCUCGCUCAUUGCCAAUAUGGGGCCCAACGCUGUGCCGGUCCUCAACAGUGAAUUUGCCCACCGGGAAGCCAGGGGACAGCUUAAAGUGGCCAAAGAGAGCGACAGUGUCUUUGUGCUGAAGAUCUACCACCUCCGCCAGGAAGAUAGUGGGAAAUACAACUGCCGCGUGACAGAGCGGGAGAAAACGGUCACUGGGGAGUUCAUUGACAAGGAGAGCAAGCGUCCUAAGAACACCCCUAUCAUAGUCCUCCCUCUCAAGAGCAGCAUCUCCGUGGAGGUGGCCAGCAAUGCCAGCGUCAUCCUGGAGGGCGAGAACCUGCACUUCUCCUGCAGCAUCCGCACGGUGGGCAGGCAGCAGGGCCGUUUCUCGGUCAUCUGGCAACUUGUGGACAGGCAGAACCGCCGCAGCAAUAUCAUGUGGCUAGACCGGGAUGGCACCGUGCAGCCAGGCGUGUCCUACUGGGAGCGCAGCAGCUUUGGGGGCAUCCAGAUGGAGCAGGUGCAACCCAACUCAUUCAACCUGGGUAUCUUCAACAGCAGGAAGGAGGAUGAAGGCCAGUAUGAGUGUCACGUGACCGAAUGGGUGCGGGCAGUGGACGGCGAGUGGCAGAUCAUUGGGGAGCGCCGGGCCAGCACGCCUGUCUCUAUCACAGCUCUCGAAACUGGCUUUGCGGUCACAGCCAUCUCACGUACGCCUGGGGUGACCUACAGUGAAUCAUUUGACUUGCAGUGCAUCAUCAAACCUCAUUACCCGGCCCGGGUCCCUGUGUCGGUGACGUGGAGGUUCCAGCCAGUGGGCACCAUUGAGUUCCAUGACCUGGUGACCUUCACCCGGGAUGGAGGGGUCCAGUGGGGGGACAGGUCCUCCAGCUUCCGAACUCGAACCGCCAUCGAGAAAGCUGAAUCCAGCAACAAUGUGCGCCUGAGCAUCAGCCGAGCCAGUGACACGGAGGCGGGCAAGUACCAGUGUGUGGCAGAACUGUGGCGGAAGAACUACGACAACACCUGGACACGGCUGGCGGAAAGAACCUCCAACCUGCUGGAGAUCAGGGUGCUGCAGCCAGUGACAAAGCUGCAGGUGAGCAAGUCCAAGCGGACCCUCACCCUGGUGGAGAACAGGCCCAUUCAGCUGAACUGCUCAGUCAAGUCACAGACCAGCCAGAACUCACACUUCGCCGUGCUCUGGUACGUGCACAAGCCCUCGGAUGCCGACGGCAAGCUCAUCCUUAAAACCACCCACAACUCUGCCUUCGAGUAUGGCACCUAUGCUGAGGAGGAGGGCCUGCGAGGGCGGCUCCAAUUUGAGAGGCAUGUGUCUGGGGGCCUGUUCAGCCUCACUGUCCAGAGAGCCGAGGUCAGUGACAGUGGCAGCUACUACUGCCAUGUCGAAGAGUGGCUGCUGAGCCCCAACUAUGCCUGGUACAAGCUAGCGGAGGAGGUUUCAGGGCGCACAGAAGUCACGGUGAAGCAACCAGACGGCCGCCUGAAGCUCAGCCAAGCCCAGGGGAACCUGUCAGUGCUGGAGACCAAACAGGUGCAGCUAGAGUGCACAGUCCUGAACCGCACCAACAUGGCUUCCCAGCUCGUAGUGGAGUGGUUUGUAUGGAAACCCAACCACCCAGAGCGGGAGACAGUCGCCCGCCUGAGUCGGGAGGCUACCUUCCAGUAUGGAGAGCAGGCAGCCAAGAACAACCUAAAGGGGCGACUACAUUUGGAAAGUCCUUCCUCGGGCGUGUACCGGCUCUUCAUCCAGAAUGUGGCUGUGCAGGACAGUGGGACGUACAGCUGCCGCGUGGAGGAGUGGCUGCCCAGCCCCAGCGGCAUGUGGUAUAAACGGGCAGAGGACACUUCUGGGCAGACAGCUGUCACAGUAAUGCGACCAGAUGCUGCCCUGCAGGUGGAUACAGUGGUCCCCAACGCCACGGUGGCAGAGAAAGCAGCCUUCCAGCUGGACUGCAGCAUUGUGUCUCGCUCAAGCCAGGAUUCCCGCUUUGCUGUGGCCUGGUAUUCCCUGAGGACUAAAGCUGGAGGGCAAAGGGGCAGCCCUGGCCUGGGAGAAGAAGAAGAAGAAGGGGAGGAGGAAGAGGAGACCCCAGCAGAGCGGACGGCCCUGCUGAGCGUGGGCCCAGAUGCUGUCUUUGGCCCAGAGGGCAGCCCCUGGGAGGGCAGGCUUCGCUUCCAGAGGCUCUCCCCACUGCUCUACCGGCUCACGGUGCUGCAAGCAAGCCCCCGUGACACGGGUAACUACUCCUGCCGCGUGGAGGAGUGGCUGCCCAGCCCGCAGAAAGAGUGGUACCGGCUGACAGAGGAGGAGUCAGCCCCCAUCGGCAUCCGUGUCCUGGACACAAGUUCCACCCUCCAGUCCAUAAUCUGCUCCAAUGACGCGCUCUUCUACUUCAUCUUCUUCUACCCCUUCCCCAUCUUUGGCAUCCUUAUCAUCACCAUCCUGCUGGUACGCUUCAAGAGCCGGAACUCCAGCAAGAACUCCGACGGGAAGAAUGGGGUACCCCUGCUGUGGAUCAAAGAACCACAUCUCAACUACUCCCCCACCUGCCUGGAGCCCCCUGUGCUCAGUAUCCACCCAGGAGCCAUAGACUAAGUAGGAAGCCGCAACGGACGUUGGCCAUGGAGGAGCUGGGGCUCUCCCUCGCUGCCUCUUUCUCUUGAUUGGAGAGUUGGCAGCACCCAAACUCUGGAGUGCCCUUGCAGAAGAUGGUCAGACUGGAGAAGUUUCUCAAGUUCCCGAUCAGUUACAGAGACAGGCUGCCUUCAGCUGGCAGUCUUGGUUGGUUAGCUAUUUGCGCGCAAAUACCGUGGUGUUGCCGUUAUAGGUUUCUUGUUUUUUGUUUCUUGUAAUGUAGUGAGUAGCUCCAGGUGCCACGUCUACUCAUGGAUUUAUAUAGUAUUCUCAGCUAGAUGUUACAGGGGUUCUUAUUCUUUGUAAUGUACUCUUUUUAAAGCCCUUUGGUUUACCCCUUUUGGAUUUUGUAAUGCUAUGGACAAUCUCUUACAUACAACCGAUUGCAAAAGGAAGGAUGAACUUUAUAGCGACAAAGAAUCACUUCCAAGACAUUUUGUUUUUGCACUCUUGAAAAUGCCACCGAUGGAUCAAAACACACCCAAACAUUUUUUACUUUUCGUAACGAGACUUGAAUAUUGUGUGUAGCGUGGGCCCAAUUUGUAUUUUAUCUUUUCUCUCAGCCGGAGUUGUUGGAACCACUUUGUAGUCAAGAUGAAAGCAUUGAAUUUUGCUUCAAAGAUCUGUGUGUGUGCAAGCGCAAUCCUGCAUAACCCCAUUAGGAGUAGAUAGUGCUGGCCAGCCUGUCUGUCCAGGAGGCAAAGAAGGCUUCAUCCCAACCUUGCCAAAAAAUAAGAAAACUUUCUCAGAGAAUAGGUCAAAAGCACCAAACAGCACACAGUUUAUAAGCUAAAGUGGGCCGAGGGCUGAUUUUAGCAGCUACUGACUUUCAGAUUGAUCAAAGCAAGUGAUUAGAGAAGAAAGCUGGUGUUGGUUUGCUUGGUUCUGCAAGGGCAGUUGCUCACUGAUAACUGUGGGCACGUGGGCUUUGUCUUCAGGUGCUUUGCCAAACUCUUAAGUGCGCAGUGAGCCAGAGGUGGGACAGUACUGAGCUGAGCGCAUGGGACUGAAGCAGCCACAUACACACCCAGAGGAGGGCACUGGGGUGGCCGCAGUUCAGCCUGCAGAAAAGUGUGAUGGUGAGGCAUGGGAGGGGGAUUUCCAGGGCCUGGCAUUGGAGAGUGGGGAGAAGUAACUACCUCCCUGGACGAAUGAAGACUGGAUUUUGCUUCCUCCUUCCAAUUAGAUUUUCCUCAAAAACAUUAACAUCUUCCUUAUUCAUCAUUUGUCUCUUGCCAUGUCUCACUGCCAUAAAAAUAUCGGACUAGGGGAGGUCUAGACUCAGUCCCUUGGUAAUCCUUUCGCCUUACAGCCUCUCCACAGAAAGUGAUCAUGUGGCAUUGUCUGUGGAGUUUUUUCUUUCCCUUUCUUGGAUCUUGUGUGUGGUUUUAGGUUACUUGGUUGUUCAUUGUUAUGGUGGCUUUUUAAUUUUAGUGUCCCUUAAACCCAACAGGGCCAGUACCACCCCCGUUAUUUUACACUACUGGACAAGGUGCUUGGCUACUUGGGAGCAGUGUCAGCUGUUCACCCCAUGGCGACGUUUUAUGCUCUUGUUUUCCCACAUUUUGCUGGCUAAUAGUGCACUCUCCCUUCCUUUGUGAAUUUGCAUGAAUCCCAAGAGGGCUCCCAAUUUUGAAAAAGCCACCAUGGAUUCUGUAACUGAACAGACUCCAGGGUAAGCUGUGGGACUCCCCCAGCCAUGUGGGUCCUGAUCCUUAUCGUUGUUGGGUGCUGUUGAGUCGAUUCUGACUCUUAGCAACCCAACGUGACAGAGUAGAAC
This is a messenger RNA of Trichechus manatus latirostris (Florida manatee), 6130 nucleotides long. RefSeq names its product immunoglobulin superfamily member 3 (gene IGSF3). Lineage: Eukaryota; Metazoa; Chordata; Mammalia; Sirenia; Trichechidae. Bases 748 to 4311 code for a protein of 1187 amino acids. The record is from RefSeq and is a predicted model, not a curated record. The transcript has 11 exons. Gene Ontology annotation, cellular component: membrane.